UACAUAAUUAGAAAGAACAUAGUGAGUGCGCAUUACAAAACACCCUUUACAGCCACAGACAUGUGGAGAGAUUUUCACACUUGUCUAAACACUGCAGUGCCUCUCACAAAUCCAUCUUUGUGCCAAAGAACCAGUGUUUCACAUCUGUAAAGCAUUAGUUCUGAUAAGAUUUCCUCAUGCAACUAACUAUUGCCAGAUUGGCUAAGAGAGCAGGAGCAGCCCCUAGAGCAGCACUAGUUUGGAGUUCAGAGCAAAACUACAAAACAGUUAGUGGGAACUUGGUCUUUGAAAAGCAUUAUGGAUGUCAAAGCAGCCUUAGUGGUAGUUUGCCUGCUUGUGUUGGGACAGUGCACACUCCAGGAAACCGCCUCAAAGAAAAGAAAUGGGAAAAAAGGUGGAGACAGUGCUGCAAUGGAAGAAAUGAAGAAACAAAUAAGUAACAUUAUUAUGGAGCUCAAUGUACUGAAGGAGCAGCAGGCAUUACAGACAGUUUGUUUACGAGGCAUGAAGAUCCUUGGCAAGUGUUUCCUGGCUGAUCACGUUAAGAAGAACUUCCACUCUGCCAGUGACGACUGCAUUGCCAAAGGAGGUACUCUGGCAACCCCCCUAAAUCUGGACGAAAACGAACAGCUUUAUAACUACGUCCGCCAGAGCAUCGGCCCCGAGGAGCAUAUCUGGCUUGGCAUCAACGACAUGGUAACAGAGGGAGUCUGGUCCGAAAACACUGGGAUGGUCUUGAGGUAUGCAAACUGGGAGACAGAAAUCACCCAUCAGCCAGAUGGAGCCACCCGCCAAAACUGUGCCACGAUGUCCACAAGAGCAAAAGGAAAGUGGUUUGAUGAAAACUGCAAAGAGGAGAAGGCUUCUGUUUGUGAGUUCAAUAUUGUCUGAGGUUUGUAUUGACCAGAAAUUCAACUUUGUCUUUUACCAAUAUAAUCAUUUAUACCAUUUUAAUUAUUAAGGUGGAGGAUGAAAGUAAUUGCA
This is a messenger RNA of Periophthalmus magnuspinnatus, 984 nucleotides long. It is a transcript of the gene clec3ba, whose product is annotated as C-type lectin domain family 3, member Ba. The transcript has 3 exons. NCBI's taxonomy places the organism in Eukaryota, Metazoa, Chordata, Actinopteri, Gobiiformes, Gobiidae. The coding region runs from base 298 to 891 and encodes 197 amino acids. The record is from RefSeq and is a predicted model, not a curated record.